This is a messenger RNA of Seminavis robusta, 1137 nucleotides long. NCBI's taxonomy places the organism in Eukaryota, Bacillariophyta, Bacillariophyceae, Naviculales, Naviculaceae. The record is from the annotation of a GenBank genome assembly.
AUGAGCAACGCCAAACCGACGUCCUUCUGGACUCUUAUCAAGAGUCUGACGCGGGUAUCCGUCAAUGACGAUAUCGAUGAGGAAAUAUGGCGCCAUUUGCCAGACAUUAACAACAGAAUCCAAGACAGUGCCAAGCGAGCGUUUGGUGUUGGAUACGAGUGGAUUUUGGAACCCAACAAGGUGGACAUUGAGUGGCCUCCGGCAGCCGUUCAAACGCGCUAUAAUGGAAAGCACUUUUGGUACGGAACCGAUCAUUUGUUCCAGGGCGUGCCUUGGGACGAAUUGGAAUCCAUCAUGGCACAGGCAUUAGAGGGGGUAUCCGUGGAAGAAGACAAUUACCUGGAGAGAGUGACCAGAGUCCAGGAAAGUCUCGUGAAGCACAACGAGCGUGGGAUUCCUUCCCGGCAAGAAAUGGAAGGAACCUACGAUAUCAUUUAUUAUGCAGGCGAAUACAAGUACUUCCUGAGGCAUCAUCGGACCAGUCGUGGAACUCUUACAUUGACAUCCAUUCGUCAAGAGAACGGCAACGAUUGCCUUCAGGGGACCGUUGCAAUGGACCCCCAAGUGAGCAACGAUAUGGAUAUUAUUCCCCACGGAGGCAAUUUCACAUUUGUAGAGACGGAUCGAUACCAACGGGUGGUCACUCCCAAAGAACGCAACAACGAUAGACGACGAUCCAGUUCGGUGAACGACAACACCACGGUAGCCGGCGUGAUUCAAAUCCAGGUCACCCAAGCCCCCGAGGGAACCCUGGACAUGCGAUAUGGGCGUGUGACACGCAACGUCUUUCGAGGAGAAUUCAAACAGCUCCAGCAACGGGUGGCAUUGGGGCUCCUUCGGGAUUGCCCCCUGCCGUGGGGAGAGGACGACGAAUCUCCUCGUCGAGUUACCGUGGAACGUAAUGUGGAAGAAUGCUUGGAGGAAAACCAGAAGAAGAAGGAAACGUGUCUGCUUUGGAUGAGGCGACAUUUGGAGCCAUCAUUGCCCCCAGAAGUCGUGCGUCGCGUGCAGGAAUUUCUCUCCCCUCCUCCAUUUCUGGUAUUGGAAGAGAACGAUUGGGUUUUGGGAAUGGUCUGGUCUGGAGGACUUCCCAGUUACUCUGCCAAUUCGUGUCUGGUAGUUCGAAAGCGGCGUUGA